Phascolarctos cinereus (koala) is the source of this 3436-nucleotide messenger RNA. Lineage: Eukaryota; Metazoa; Chordata; Mammalia; Diprotodontia; Phascolarctidae. The record is from RefSeq and is a predicted model, not a curated record.
GCCGGGGCCGGGGCCCGGGGCGAGCCGGCCGGACUGCUGCUGCUGCUGCUCCAGGUGUUCCCGAGCGGGGUUGAGGGGCCCGGACGACGGGGCGGGCGGGGCCCGGGCAGCGGCGGCGGCAUCGGCGGGCUUGACUCCCCCCCCCGCUCCCCCGGGACGCGCGGCUGCUGCUGCUCCUGCCGCCGCCGCCGCCGCCGCCGCCGCCGCCGCCGCCGAGCUCCGCUCCCGCUGCCUCCGCCUUCCGGAUGGACUCCUUGCCCCGAGGAGGGCUCAGCCUGAAAGAGGAGCCGCUCCCUGCCGGCCUCGGCUCGGUGCGCUCCUGGAUGCAGGGCACUGGAAUCUUGGACGCCACCACCGCAGCGCAGAGUGGUGUGGGCCUGGCUCGGGCUCACUUUGAGAAGCAGCCACCUUCCAAUCUUCGCAAAUCCAACUUCUUCCACUUCGUGUUGGCCAUGUAUGACCGACAGGGACAGCCGGUGGAGAUCGAGCGCACAGCCUUCAUCGACUUUGUGGAAAAAGAGCGGGAACACAGUGGAGAGAAAACCAAUAAUGGCAUCCAUUACCGGCUGCAACUGCUCUACAGCAAUGGGAUCCGCACUGAACAAGACCUGUACGUUCGACUCAUCGAUUCCAUGUCUAAGCAGGCCAUCAUCUACGAGGGGCAGGACAAGAACCCGGAGAUGUGCCGUGUCCUUCUCACCCAUGAGAUCAUGUGCAGCCGCUGCUGUGAUAAGAAGAGUUGUGGCAACCGGAACGAGACGCCAUCUGACCCCGUCAUUAUAGACAGGUUUUUCCUCAAGUUUUUCCUUAAAUGCAACCAGAACUGCCUGAAGAAUGCGGGCAAUCCUAGAGACAUGAGGCGCUUCCAGGUGGUGGUCUCCACGACCGUGAGUGUGGAUGGGCACGUGCUUGCUGUGUCUGACAACAUGUUUGUUCACAACAACUCCAAGCACGGCCGCCGUGCCCGCCGCCUUGACCCUUCAGAAGCAGCCACCCCCUGCAUCAAGGCCAUCAGCCCCAGCGAGGGCUGGACCACAGGGGGAGCCACUGUCAUCGUCAUCGGAGACAACUUCUUCGAUGGUCUCCAGGUCGUCUUUGGAACCAUGCUGGUGUGGAGUGAGCUGAUCACACCCCACGCCAUCCGGGUGCAGACUCCACCGAGGCACAUCCCUGGGGUGGUCGAGGUGACCCUGUCCUACAAGUCCAAGCAGUUCUGCAAAGGGGCCCCUGGCCGCUUCGUCUACACGGCUCUCAAUGAGCCAACCAUCGACUACGGCUUCCAGAGGCUGCAGAAGGUGAUACCACGACAUCCUGGAGACCCUGAGCGGCUUCCUAAGGAAGUGCUAUUGAAAAGGGCAGCUGACCUGGUGGAGGCUCUGUAUGGGAUGCCACAUAGUAACCAGGAUCUCAUCAUAAAGCGGGCAGCAGACAUUGCAGAAGCACUCUACAGUGUCCCACGCACCCCCUCCCAACUUGGCUCCCUGGCCCCAGGCCAUCCCCACACAGCCAUGAUGGGCAUCAACUCCUUUGGGAGCCAGCUGGCGGUCAACAUUGGAGAUUCCACACAAGGGGCUGAACAAGGUUACUCCCGGAAUACCAGCAGUGUGUCUCCUCGGGGCUACGUGCCUAGCUCCACCCCCCAGCAGAGCAGCUAUAGCAGCAUCACAUCCAGCAUCAACAGCUACGGGGCCACUGGUAUGGCUGGCCUUGGGGUACCCAGCUCCCCCAGCUUCCUCAACGGCUCCACUGCAAAUUCACCCUAUGCUACUCCCCACCCCCACCCCGGAGUCAUGCCCUCCAGCCCUCCGCUGGCUGCAGCUUCCUCCAUCUCCCUCCCGGCUGCUGCCCCCACCACCAGCGUCUUCUCCUUCUCGCCGGUCAACAUGAUCUCUGCCGUCAAGCAGAAGAGCGCCUUCGCCCCCGUGGUGCGCCCGCCUGGUUCCCCGCCCCCUGCCUGCGCCAGCACCAAUGGCAGUGCCCUGCAAGACCCAGCUUUUGAGGACUCGGACAAGUUCCAUUCCCCCCCUGGGGCCCUGCAGGGACUGGCCUACUCCUAAGCACACCAUGUCUGGACUCCUCAUCCCCCCCAUGUGAGGCCCACACAAAGAGAACAACCCAGCUAUUGGAGAUAGACCCUGGGGACAGGCAGGCCGGUGGACUGGGAUGACCUGGAAGAGGAUUUCCUGCUGGCCACGGGAGAGACUCCACCUUCUGUGCUUUGGGACUCUGGGCCCUAUCCCUCCACAGCCCUUUUCUCUUCUCCCCUCCACUCUCAGGACUGGCCACGGGAGGCUUCUUUCUUCACAGCACCAUUUUAACUUGGGUGUGUGUAUGUAUGUAUGUAUGUAUGUAUAUGGGUGUGUAUGGGUGUGUGUACAUAUGUACAUAUGUAUGUGUGUGCGUGUGGUUCUAGGGGGGACUGAUCCCCCCAAACUUUUCCCAUUAUAAGCUUGGGGUGGGAGGGGUUCCCGGGGAAGGUUUGGGGGGGCAGGGGUUCGGGUGAAGGGUCCUGCCCUCUAGAAUGCUCAGGGAAGACGAUCUGGUGUCUAUGGAGCACUGCCUCCCACUCCCUGGGAGGAUUCACCACCCUGCCCUUGCCUGAUGCCUCCAACAUGUCUGGCCUGGACAGCUUUUCCUGGGGAGGGAGUCCUGCUUGCCCAGUUCUGGUUGGGAGGUAAAGACUUGGGGGAGGGAUUGAGCCAAGAGCCACAGGAGAUAGGGGUAGGUACUGGGGAAGACAUGACAUGCCAGGGAAAGGUGGGGUCGGGGAGGUGGUUGGGUGAAGAUCCCAGUUCCCCCACAGGGUGUGGCCUUGAGGCAGGAACAGGAGCAUUAUUGUAGGACCAAUCUGUGUGACUCCAUUUCCCAGGCCUGUAGCCCAACAAGCAUCCUCCUUCUGGCUUGCUUCUCAAGGCCAACCCUACUUCACGCACAAUGCUGGCUUCCUGGCUUCCCCAAUCAGGGACAAAGCCAGGGUUCCAGAUCCUUCCUCCUGAGUUCUGGGAAAGGCCACCAGCAACUCUAGAUCUGUUCCUUUAGGCCCAUGGAACAAGCUCCUAGGAGCUGUGGAGUGACCCACCCGAUUCUGAAACUCUCUUACCAAUGCCCUUUUCCUACCUCCCUGUGCCACCCUCAUCCUUGAGGCUCCCAAAGUACAUCCCCUUGUAGCAGGCUAAGCCUCCAGCCUGGGCCUGCCUUCCUUGCCUUCCUCCCCUUCCCUGCCUCCCUGGGGGUUGCUCUCAUUGUCUCUGUGUCUCCUGUUGUCUCUUCUCUGGGUGGCCCUUCCUUCUCCCCAGCCCACCAGCUCCCCUCAUCUCCCAAGGGCCUGUGCUGCCCUCCCCCAUUCCCUGGCUGGCAGUCCAGAGUCUGGCUUUGGUCAUUUGGUCUGGGAGGGGGUUUGGGAGAAAUGAAACAAUAAAUGGAGAUACUGAUGCCC